GUUGUCAUGAAGCACGGAGAUACAUCUGACGAUGCACACUUGGUCACAAACUGCAGUUUCAGAUCUAAGAAAGAAGCAGAGACAGCAGAAACAGAAGCGCUCACAUGAUACGGUAGGGAGAGUUUGGGAUAUUCUUUUAGGAGGAGGCAUGUUUUCCCGUGGGCCAGGGGCGGCACGAGGGGUGGCGACCAGGGCGCGGCCGCGGAGGUUUGACGCGGAGGCUGACUCGCCCCACCCGCGGGGCUCCACGCUCCCCCGCCCGGCGGAGAGGGUCGUGAUCAACGUGAGCGGGCUGCGGUUCGUCUCCACGCUGCAGACGUUAGAAAGGUAUCCGGACACGUUGUUGGGAGACCCGCGUAGACUACGGUGGUAUCACGACUCGACUAGGAACGAAUUCUUCUUCGACAGACAUCGCCCAAGUUUCGAAGCGAUCUUACAGUUCUAUCAGACCGGAGGAGAACUCAAGUGUCCUCAAGAAGUCCCCUCGGACGUCUUCGUGGCCGAGAUGGAGUUCUACGACUUGGGAGAGGACAUGAUCAAGGCGUUCCGAGAGGAGAUGGGUAUGGAACUGCCGUCGUCAGACGAGAUCCCGCCCCCUGAGAACGAGAUGCUACUGAAAAUUUGGCGCCUUUUCAGAGACCCCGGGUCAUCCUACAUGGCCAAACUGGUCACAGUCACCUCUGUGCUGAUGAUCAUCAUGAGUGUGUUAGUGACGUGUAUAGAGACGGUACCAGAGGUGCAGACAUGGGUCCACACCUACACCUACACUAGCGGCGCUAACGGAACUCUACUGAGGCUACCUGCCACUAGGAACCCGUUCUUUGUAGCAGAGACCAUCUACGUGGCCUGGUUCACACUGGAACUAGUCUUAGGUUUUCUGGCAUGUUCAGAUCGAUGCAGGUACAGUAAAGACUACAUGAACAUUCUGGACUUUGUGGGGAUAAUUCUGUAUCUGGUGGAUGUGGGCAUAGAGCUCAGCGCUGUGAAUUCGGCAGGACAGAUUGACCGGGUUGUCAGCGCCCUGUGGGUCGCCCGUCUCAUCCGGAUCCUGAGGGUGGUCAAACUGACUCGCUACUCUGUAGACAUGCAGCUGUUCUGGAGAGCUAUGACCAACAGCCUGCCUGCCAUGGUGCUGCAUAUGUUCACCUCGCUGGUUCUCAUGGUGCUGUUCUCGGGUAUCGUGUACUAUUGGGAGUCGGAGGAACCCGGCACAGCCUUCACCAGCAUCCCCGACACCUUCUGGUGGGCCAUCAUCACCAUGAUCAACAUCGGCUACGGCGACCACAUCCCCCAAACACUCGUGGGAAAAAUAAUCGCUAGUAUCGCUACCAUUGCGGGGAUUGUGUCCCUGUGCCUGGGUAUACCAGAGUUUAUGGAGUGUUAUAUCCAUCUGUAUGAAGCAGCUAGGUACAGUGCAAAGAGACAGGCCAGACGUAGGGGUGGGAUGUCUAAAUAUGGGAUACUGGGAGGGACUAGAAGACGAAGGGAUGGAAAAUUCACUCUCAUCAUAUAAUAAGCUUCACAGUUUGAAGUGCAUGCAUAUGAUGCCAUUAUGUUGAAAGUUCAUCUGUUCGUGGAAGUCUUUAUGAAGCAAG
Branchiostoma belcheri (Belcher's lancelet) is the source of this 1595-nucleotide messenger RNA. Its product is annotated as potassium voltage-gated channel subfamily A member 7-like. Gene Ontology annotation, cellular component: membrane; voltage-gated potassium channel complex. The coding region runs from base 32 to 1513 and encodes 493 amino acids. The record is from RefSeq and is a predicted model, not a curated record. Lineage: Eukaryota; Metazoa; Chordata; Leptocardii; Amphioxiformes; Branchiostomatidae. The transcript is spliced from 7 exons. Gene Ontology annotation, biological process: protein homooligomerization; potassium ion transmembrane transport. Gene Ontology annotation, molecular function: protein binding; delayed rectifier potassium channel activity.